AUGCAUGACUUCACCGCUCCAACACCAAGACACCUUGCUGCAUUACUCAAGGUUGUUGCAACGGAGAGCUUGCUUCACCAGCGAAGACAAUGCAUCCUGUUGUCCUCUGUCCUCGUUAGUUUCCCGGGCGCAGCACCUGCAACCGCCACAUCUUCGGGCCUGGUCCUUCCUCUGGAAUUCGAGAGGGGAGCCUUCCUCCUCAGCUUUCAGGUUGGAGAGUCUACUUUUCGAGGGGUUGCGGACACCGGCAGUCCCUUCCUGCUUGUGGCCGCUUGUGUGGGCUCUCGUCGGGCAACUGGCCGCUGCAAAGACUACUGCUCCCGAUACGGGUGCAGUCAGAAGGAUGUUGGGAGACCAUCAGGGCUGGAUGACAACAUCGUAUGCUUCGCUGGAGGGUAUGCAAGAGCUGUGUGGCGCUGUGGGGAUGUGAAGCUGGGCCAGCGUCUUUUUCCUGGCCGCACCUUUGGCGUACUUGGUGAGACGCAGAGUUUUGGUGGCAACGCCGGUGGGCCCAACUUCGGUCUCAUCAAGUUUGCCACUGCAGAAGAUACCGAGAUCCGACCGACUUUCCUCAGUCAGACGCCUUACGAAGCUCUAGUUUUCGACUUUACAGACAUGUCCAAUCCUGUGCUGGAGUUGACGGAUGGGUUGCCGCAGCAAGUGGAUCGGCAAAAUACGACCGAAGCCUUUCUCACCGACCUGAGGCCCUACGGCACGGGCGUAGAGUAUUAUGCCGUUGCCGUCGAGAAGCUGCUCGUGGAUGGAGUAGACAUCCUAGACGCUGUAAAGCCGACGGUUGCCAUUCUGGACACCGGGACCACUGGCCUGGUCUUGCCGAAGUCGCUGUUCUUGUCCUUUGACGAAGUUCGACGAGUCAGUGCUCAAACUGUGGGCAUCAAACGUGCAGGUAACGUAGAAGUUCGACUGACGCCGGUUCCAGGCAGCGAGAAUGGCGCAUCUCUGAAUCUGCGCCGAGGGCGCAUCGCCGGCUUGGAUGCAUCUCUUGACAUCGUAACUCCCCUGGCCGAAGAUGCUGGCAGUGUGUUUCUGAGGGCAGAGAUGCGAGAGAUGCAGGAAAAGCAGGCUUUCAACAACAACAAGAAGGUUGAAAGACCAGCUGUGAUCUUUCUGGGCUUGGGAUUCUUCGCCGGAUUGCGAAUGCGCAUUGACACAGUCGCUGGCAAGGUGACCUUCGCUUGA
Molecule: messenger RNA, 1200 nt
Organism: Symbiodinium sp. CCMP2456
Lineage: Eukaryota; Dinophyceae; Suessiales; Symbiodiniaceae
Source: the annotation of a GenBank genome assembly